CCUGAAGUAGUUCAAGUCAUUCCCGUUCGGCCCACUAAAUUCCCGUUCAACGUCAUCAUCAUUUGCAUUCAGCACCACCUGAGCGCCAACAUGCGCUGCAACGCGCUACCCGGCAUUGUACAUCGUUACACGGAUCACGACUACCAUCAACGCUGUCCCUCGAUUUCAAGCUUGAUAAGAGCCAGCCCCGCACAGCCCCACGGCACCCCCCACCGAGAUGACCAAGAUCACAAUCCACCCAGGCGAGCACGAGGACCCGAAGCCGUGGCGCGGCGCGCUUGCCCCCCGUGCGUAUGCGCCAUCCAAUGCGGCACACAAGAGCUUAAAUGGCGAAUGGAAGUUUGCUUUCGAGCAUACUGCCGCGCGGAGUGCCGCGACAUUUGAGUUCGAGAAGUCGGAGUUCGCAGAUGGUGAUUGGGAUACUAUCUCCGUCCCGAGUACAUGGGUGCUCCAGGAUGGCAAGUAUGGUUGGCCGGCGUACCAGAACAUCCGGUAUCCAUUCCCUAUCGACCCACCCUUCGUGCCCACUGAGAAUCCCACGGGGCUGUACCGUUUACAGUUCGACCUCCCCUCAGACUGGCCAAGCGCCGGAAAGACCAUCCUCCGCUUCGACGGCAUAGAAUCCUGGGCCAAGGUCUGGCUGAACGACAUCGAGCUGGGCACGACCUCCGGCUCGCGCCUCCCUACCGAGUUCGACGCCCCAGUGCAAGCGCAUAACACACUCGCGGUCCAAGUGCACCAGUGGAGUGCGGCGACGUACGUCGAGGACCAGGAUCAGUGGUGGCUGCCCGGCAUCUUCCGCGACGUCACCCUCAUCCACCGUCCGUCCAAGGCCGUGCAGGACUAUUUCGUGCACGCUGACUAUGACCACUCAAACGGCUCAGGCAAGCUUAUGGUCGAGUGUACACCCAGCGGAACGGUGCGCGUGCCCGAGCUCCAAAUCCAGAUACCCACCGGUGAGCCGUUGCACAUCCCCGAGGUCGAGCCGUGGUCGGCCGAGAUUCCGCGCCUGUAUGAGGCUGAGCUGGACACUGGGGCCGACGGCGAGAUCAUUCCCUUCAAGAUUGGGUUCCGGAGCGUCAAGAUCGAGGACGCGCAGCUCAAGGUCAAUGGCCGCCGCAUCCUGUUCCGCGGUGCCAAUCGCCACGAGUUCCACCCCGAGAAGGGGCGCACGCUUGACCUCGAGACGAUGCGGCAGGACAUUGUUCUGAUGAAGAAACACAACCUCAACGCCGUGCGCUGCUCGCACUAUCCUCCUCAUCCAGCGUUUUUGAGCUUGUGUGAUGAGUACGGCUUGUGGGUGAUUGACGAGGGCGACUAUGAGACGCAUGGCUUCGAGAACGUCAAGUGGAAGGGCAGCCCGGCAGUCGAGGACAUGUGGACCGAAACAUUGGUGAAUCGCACCGAGCGCAUGUUUGAGCGUGACAAGAACCACCCUUCGGUCAUCAUUUGGUCGCUUGGGAACGAGGCGGGCUUUGGCCCAAACAUCGGCCGCAUGGCCGAGGCUAUUCGCAAACGCGACUCCCGACCGAUCCACUACGAGCGCGACCUGAUCGGGCAGUAUGUCGACAUCUACUCGCGAAUGUACGCUACCCAGGAACUGUGCGAGAAGAUCGGCAAGGUGGAAGAAACGGCUGAGGACGAGAUCGAGUGGAUGGGCCACAUGUUGUUCUCCAAGGAGCAGCUGAACGAUAAGGAGCUUGACGCCAAGCGUCGCGCUAUGCCCUUCAUCCAGUGCGAGUACGGACACGCAAUGGGCAACGGCGGCGGUCUCAGCGAGUACCAGGAUGUGUUCCACAAGUACCCGCGUACGCAGGGCGGGUUCAUUUGGGAGUGGAUCGACCAUGGCAUCCUGCAGCGCACGGAAGAUGGGAGGGAGUACUAUGCGUACGGUGGCGACUUUGGCGAGGAGAUCCACGACGGCAACUUUGUGUGCGACGGCCUGCUGUUCCCGAACCGCAAGCCAUCGCCGAGCUUGAUCGAGUACAAAAAGGUCAUCGCCCCAGUUGCUAUUACCGGCAAAGACGGUGAGCUGUCAAUCUUGAACCGCCACGACUUUGCCGACACAUCGGCGCUUGAGUUUGCUUGGCGCCUCGAGAACGAUGGCAAUCUCGUGGAGGAGGGGACUCUUGACGUUCCGCCCAUUAAGGCUGGCGAAACGGGCACUGUGUCGCUGCCAAACAAACAGGCGGACGGCGAGACGGUGUUCACGAUUUCGGCGAGGCUCAAGGAGGAGACCUCUUGGGCCGAAGCCGGUCACGAGAUCGCCUGGGGCCAGAUUUCAGUUGACACUGUGCCGCCGGCCGCACCGGUAGAGGAAACUGUGGCGCCCGAGGUGCAUGACGGGACGAUCGUGCUUGGUCCUGCGCACAUCCGUCUGCAGGAUGGACAGCUCACUCAGCUUGGGUCACAGCGGGUGACAUGGGCCAAGCUUGAUGUGUGGCGUGCCCCGACGGACAAUGAUGUGUGCUUCGAGAAGCAGUGGCGCGCGGCUGGGUUCGACCGCAUGAAGCACCGCACCGAUAGCAUUGAGGUUACCGAGACGUCGGUGGUAGUGAGCACACGCGUCGCAGCAUGGGACACGGGCCGCGCUCUCCGCACUGAUUACACGUACACAUCGGAUGGCAAGUCACUGCACGUGAUCGUGAAUGUGACGCCCGAGGGCGAAUUCCCUGCGCCGCUUCCGCGCCUUGGCUUCCUCCUCGGCCUGCCGAAGACGCUGGAGCAUGUGGGGUGGUUCGGCAUGGGGCCCGGCGAGGCGUACCCGGACUCGCACAAGGCGCAGCGCCUAGGCGCGUUCGAGAGCAGCAUCGACGACUGGCAGACGCCUUACGUCUAUCCGCAGGAGAAUGGAAACCGCGCCGGCGUACGUCGGGCCACGCUUUCAGGCCCAGAGGGUGGGCUUACUAUCGCCGGCGAGCCAUUCAAUCUUGGUGUCAAGCGUUGGACAAGCGUCGAGCUUGCUGCUGCCAAGCAUACCAUUGACCUUGUCCCUGGCCACAACGUUUGGGUCAAUAUUGACCAUGCACUUAACGGUCUCGGCACGGCGGCGUGCGGGCCGCCUCCUCAGAAGCAAUUCCUGCUCAACGCCCACAAGACCAAGUUUGCAUUCGCGCUCACGCCCAAGGACAAGUAGUGGAUGUGUUCAUGCCGUGAAAUAUGUGAUGAACAUGUAAGAUGUAGCCGCGUCGGUGUCCAUGGAUCCGAGGCUUUCGGCUUCUGUUCAUGUACUGCCAAGACGCCUGCCGG
Molecule: messenger RNA, 3249 nt
Organism: Cutaneotrichosporon oleaginosum
Lineage: Eukaryota; Fungi; Basidiomycota; Tremellomycetes; Trichosporonales; Trichosporonaceae
Source: RefSeq, a predicted model, not a curated record